Messenger RNA from Penicillium subrubescens, 2166 nucleotides. RefSeq names its product Hsp70 chaperone Hsp88 (gene hsp88). Gene Ontology annotation, cellular component: nucleus; cytosol. The transcript has 5 exons. Bases 1 to 2166 code for a protein of 721 amino acids. Gene Ontology annotation, biological process: protein folding. The record is from RefSeq and is a predicted model, not a curated record. Gene Ontology annotation, molecular function: ATP-dependent protein folding chaperone; ATP binding. Lineage: Eukaryota; Fungi; Ascomycota; Eurotiomycetes; Eurotiales; Aspergillaceae.
AUGUCUGUUGUCGGUAUUGAUUUUGGUGCCCAGAGCACCAAGAUUGGUGUUGCCCGGAACAAGGGUAUUGACAUUAUUGUCAACGAGGUUUCCAACCGUCAGACUCCUUCCCUGGUCGGAUUCAAUUCCCGCAGCAGAGCCAUCGGUGAGGCCGCCAAGACACAAGAGACUUCCAACCUGAAGAACACCAUCGGCUCUCUUAAGCGCCUGAUCGGCCGUACUGCCAACGACCCCGAUGUUCAGAUCGAGCAGCAGUUCAACUCCUCCAACAUCUGCGAUGUCAAUGGAUUGGCUGGUGUUGAGGUUAACUACCUCGGCAAGAAGGAGAAGUUCACUGCUACCCAGUUGGUGGCCAUGUACUUGACCAAGAUCAAGGAUAUCACCUCCAAAGAGCUCAAGCUCCCCGUCUCCGAUGUCACUAUUUCCGUUCCCGCCUGGUUCAGCGAUGUUCAGCGCCGCGCUAUGAUUGACGCCGGUGAGAUCGCCGGUCUCAACGUCCUCCGUCUUAUUAACGACACCACCGCUACCGCUCUGGGUUACGGUAUCACCAAGCUCGACCUGCCCGGUCCCGAGGAGAAGCCCCGCCGUGUUGUUUUCAUCGACAUCGGUUACAGCGACUACACUGCCACCAUUGUCGAGUUCCGCAAGGGUGAGCUGAACGUCAAGUCUACCGCCUGCGACCGUCACUUCGGUGGCCGUAACUUCGACCAGGCUCUGACCGAGCGCUUCGCCGAUGAGUUCAAGGAGAAGUUCAAGAUUGAUAUUCGCACCAACCCCAAGGCCUGGUCCCGUACCCUGGCUGCUGCCGAGAAGCUGAAGAAGGUCCUGUCCGCCAACCCCCAGGCUCCCCUGAGCAUCGAGUCCCUCAUGGAGGACACCGAUGUCCGCACCCUGGUCAAGCGUGAGGAGCUCGAGGAGAUGGUCAGCCCCCUCCUGAACCGCCUCACCGUUCCCUUGGAACAGGCCCUCGCCGAGGCCAAGCUUACCGUCGAGGACAUCGAUCAAAUCGAGAUGGUUGGUGGCUGCACUCGUGUGCCCUCCAUCAAGGAGACCAUCAGCAAGUUCUUCGGCAAGACCCUGUCCUUCACCCUUAACCAGGACGAGGCCAUUGCCCGUGGUGCCGCCUUCUGCUGUGCUACUCUCUCCCCCGUGUUCCGUGUCCGUGACUUUGCCAUUCACGACAUCGUGAACUACCCUAUCGACUUCACCUGGGAGCAGUCCCCCGACAUUCCCGAUGAGGACACCAGCCUUACUGUCUUCAGCCGUGGUAAUGUCAUGCCCUCGACCAAGAUCCUCACUUUCUACCGCAAGCAGCCCUUCGAUCUCGAGGCUCGCUAUGCUAAGCCCGAGCAGCUGCCCGGCAAGAUCAACCCCUGGAUUGGCCGCUUCUCCGUAAAGGGUGUCAAGGCUGAUGCCAACGAUGACUUCAUGAUCUGCAAGCUCAAGGCCCGCCUGAACCUGCACGGUAUUCUGAACGUCGAGUCGGGUUACUACGUUGAGGAUAUGGAGGUUGAGGAGCCCGUUGAGGAGGAGAACGCUGAUGCCAUGGACACCAACGGCGAGGAGCAGCCCAAGAAGACCCGCAAGGUCAAGAAGCAGGUCCGCAAGGGCGACCUGCCCAUUGCCUCUGGCACCGGCGGCGCUGACCAGGCCACCAAGGAGACCUGGACUGAGCGCGAGAACUCCAUGUACAUGGAGGACAAGCUCGUUGCCGAGACCGACGAGAAGAAGAACGAGCUUGAGGCUUCCAUCUACGAGCUCCGUGACAAGAUCGACGGUGUUUACUCCGAGUUUGCCAAUGAGGAGGAGAAGGACAAGCUGCGGGCCAAGCUGACCGACACCGAGGACUGGCUGUACGAGGAGGGUGAGGACACCACCAAGUCCGUCUAUGUCGCCAAGAUGGAUGAGAUCCGCUUCAUUGCCGGCCCCAUCAUCCAGCGCUACAAGGAGAAAGUCGAGGAGGAGCGUGCCGCCGUCCUCAAGGCCGAGGAGGAAGCCGCUGCCAAGAAGCGUGCCGAGCUCGAGGCUAUGAAGAAGGCCGCCGAGGAUCUGCGCAAGGCCGAGGAGGAGCACAAGAAGAAGCUCGCCGCCGAGUCCGGCGAUGCCGAGAUGCAGGACGCUCCCGAGGGUGAGGCUGCCCCCGCCGAGGGCGAGGACAAGCAGUAG